UAAAAGAAAGGUUUUUUACAUUUUCACAAGUAGAUCAAAUCAUAAAACCAUAGGGUCUCCAAACGCUUCACACUCCAAUAAACCCAAAAUCACACACCAAAUAGUCUUCUCAAACCUCUUGUUAAAUUUCCCAUUAAUUCACAACAACAACAACAUUAGCAACUUUCUUGCUGUUAUUAUCCAUUAAUUCACUACCCUACUUGUAAUGCAGCAUUGCCGACAUUAAGUUUUCUGAAGAACUAAGCUACAAUGGGCAUUAUGUGUCAUCGCCGGAACAAUGUCGCUCCCGGAACUGAUCAGUUCAAGUUGUGGUCUUCUUUUUCUCGCGCUUCCUUCCGCCGCAUGAUCCUCGACGCCGUCCGCUGCGGCGGUGGCGUCCAACGUCAUAAACGUCCCGACCAGGUGGGUCCCAUCAACCUAUGUGAACCCAAAGAAGAAAAACAGAUGAUGAAGAAGAAACCUGCUGCCGGAUCCGACAGGUUGUCUGACCUAAUGAGGCUGUCGGAGUCUUCGGAGAACGAGGAUGACGUGCUAUUGCGCCGAAAGGUGCAAAUGCUGGAGGAGUUGAAGAGAGUAGUCAAGCGCUUACAGAGUAGCCAUGUCGACGCCGUUUUAGAAGGAGCAAAGGAGGUCCGCCGACUUACCAAGGAGGAUUCCCAAGCCAGAUCCACAUUAGCUUUGCUCGGAGCUAUUCCACCCCUCAUUGCAUUGCUUGAUUCAGACGAUUCCUUUUCUCACAUCGCGGCUCUCUAUGCUCUGCUUAACCUUGCAAUAGGCAACGAUGCGAAUAAAGCAGCAAUUGUUAAGGCGGGGGUGGUUCACAAGAUGCUGAUACUCGUAAAUGAAUUCCCAAAUCCCGAUGUGGCUGAAGCUGUAGUUGCUAAUUUUCUUGGGUUGAGUGCUUUGGACUCCAAUAAACCCAUAAUUGGUUCAUCUGGAGCAAUUGAAUUCCUGUUGACAAUUUUGAAGAAUGUGGAGGGGACAAACAGUUGUCAAGCUCGACAAGACUCGUUGAAAGCGCUUUACAACCUUUCCAUCUCGCCUUUGAAUGUUUUCCCCAUACUUGAGACUGAUCUCAUACCAUAUAUCAUGAACAAAUUGGGAGAUAUGGGUGUAAGCGAGAGAUUUCUGUCCAUUCUUUGCAAUGUAGUAUCAGUAGCAGAGGCCCGGAAGGCAAUUAGUAGUGUACCAGAUGCCUUCCCCAUGUUGAUUGAUGUUCUGAGUUGGACAGAUGCACCAGGUUGCCAAGAGAAAGCAUCAUAUAUUUUGAUGGUGAUGGGUCACAAGUCAUAUGGUGAUAGACAGUCAAUGAUUGAGGCUGGAGUUGCUUCCGCCCUGCUUGAAUUGACCCUUCUAGGCAGCACAUUGGCUCAAAAGCGGGCAUCGAGAAUCUUGGAAUGCUUGAGGGUGGACAAAGGAAAGCAAGUUUCCGAAAAUUAUGUAGGUGGAGGUGGUAUGAGCACCAUGAUAUCUGCCCCACAAGCUUCUACAGCAUAUUCUUCAAGUGUUCAAUUGAACGAUCGGAUGGACGAUGAUAUGAUGAGUGAAGAGAAAAAAGCAGUGAAGCAAUUAGUCCAGCAGAGCCUGCAGAAUAACAUGAAGAGGAUAGUGAAAAGGGCCAACCUACCCCAUGAAUUUGUUCCUUCUGAUCAUUUGAAGACCCUCACAACAAGCUCAACUUCUAAGAGCGUGCCAUUUUGAGAUUACUGAGUAUUUAGCAGCUUGGAAUUUUCUAUUUAAUGUAUGGUAUUGUCUUGGUUCGUCUCAGAUGCUCUUGUAGUUCCGGUAACUAUAUGGCGAUAUAGUAGCACUCGUAUAUUGUAAAUUUUAGUAUCAGUAUAAUAGUUUAAUCUUCCUUCUUGCUUAGUCUAUAAGGAACAACUGCUAAAUGGUAUGGAUCUCUACCUGUUAGGAAGAGAGGCAUUAGGCUAAUUAGCAAUAUGAGUGAGUUGACUUGCAGAUUUUCUUCCUUUAUCCAAGUGCAACCUGCAUAAUAAGUUCCGUCUUUG
Capsicum annuum is the source of this 2009-nucleotide messenger RNA. RefSeq names its product U-box domain-containing protein 12-like. NCBI's taxonomy places the organism in Eukaryota, Viridiplantae, Streptophyta, Magnoliopsida, Solanales, Solanaceae. The record is from RefSeq and is a predicted model, not a curated record. Gene Ontology annotation, molecular function: protein binding. Bases 250 to 1701 code for a protein of 483 amino acids. The transcript has 2 exons.